Parus major (Great Tit) is the source of this 9527-nucleotide messenger RNA. It is a transcript of the gene INSYN2B, whose product is annotated as inhibitory synaptic factor family member 2B. Bases 1217 to 2854 code for a protein of 545 amino acids. Gene Ontology annotation, cellular component: postsynaptic density. The transcript has 4 exons. NCBI's taxonomy places the organism in Eukaryota, Metazoa, Chordata, Aves, Passeriformes, Paridae. The record is from RefSeq and is a predicted model, not a curated record. Gene Ontology annotation, biological process: inhibitory postsynaptic potential.
UUCAAUGCUUCGAUUUUAUUUGAACACCAGAAUCGAUGAGCACGCCAAACAAUUUUGCAGCUUUCCUUGCCUCUUUUCAGUGCCCUUGCUGGGGGUGCCCAGAUGUGCAGGGGAUGCUCUGGGAUGCUCUGGGCUGGCUCCUGCUGUUACAUCAGAGUCUCACCCAACCAUUUUGUCCCCAUUCCGGAGCAGUCCCAGCCUCAGCUGCUGCCUGUCACCACUAGAGGUCUUGUUCUUCCCUCCACCAGCUGCUCCUCGCUUCGUGCUGCUGGGGCUUUAUUUAUUUAUUCCUACGUGAGCAGACCCAGCACACUUCUUGCAUACAAAGAGUGAAAUUACAACCUAAAGGACCUAUCCUACCUUCUUUUGGAGUAACCUUAGUGCUAGUGAGAGCCUUGCCUACUUUUUAAGGCUAAGAAGACUCAUUUUCUGCAGGUAAACCAAAAGCUUUCAGGAACUGAAUCCUAUUUUUCUGGUUAUUCAGCCUGGACCUCUGUCCUGUCUACAGAACUGAGGCACCCUUUGGAUAUGAUUUGCCUUGUUUUGGAUAUGAUCUGCCAGUGUGCAGCACUGCAAGAACAGCAGUAACAACUACACAUCAAUAGCUUUUCUCACAGAAUCCCACUGGAUGCUCUGUUCUGCCCUGGUCAUAAGUGGUGACAUUUUCCUUACCUGUUUGGGAAGAUUAGUUUCGAUUGGACAAUAAAAAGAUGGCUAAGGAAGAAAAACCAUCUCUAAAGAAAGCAAUUCAGUUUGGUAUUAAUGGAUAUAUUCCAUCAGUGCAACUAUGCAUCAGAAAUGAAAAUGCCCCCCAAAGUUAUUAUGCUUGUUUUGACUACAUGCAAAUAAAACACAUGUGAGUGAAUAAAGCUGGAUCCCUAAUGGAGAGCUGCUGUCAAAAGAGAAUCAGGAAAGCCAUAGACUCAACCUUACCUUUAAAUUAGUUAACUGAAACAGCCUGUUGCAUUUUUGUAAUACAGUGACCAUGUUAGCUGCAGGUAAAAAUUCCUGCACUCCUGAGCUACAAGAAAUCUUUCUUUAAAUUUUAUAUUUAAUUUACCUUAGUUUUUGGUCUAAUCUGCAAUUAAAUUUGGAAGAGAAUCCCUAAAGAGAACAUGCCAUUUGAAAAUAUACAUAAUAACAAGGAGAAGAAUGAUCAGCUCCAGGAGUAAGGUGUUAAUUUGUAUCUUAGGAACAAUAUUAAUAUACAGGUCAAAUGUCAAAUGAAAUGGGUCGCAGAGAAACACGUUAUUUACAAACUUUAAACUGUGACUCAAUGGCCCAGCAAAACAUGAAAAUGCGCCCAGUGCUGCUGAAAAGGAACAGUCUGGACUCGGCAGAUUUUAUGAGACACCCCCAGCACCGCAGGAGCAAAUCCCAGCAAGUUCGGUUCAAGGAUGACGGUGUCAGCACCAAGGCACAGCUGGAAGCUCGUCCUGCCCAAGACACAGCAUUCUCAACUGGAAAACCAGAAAUAUUUAGGGAUCACAAUUUUCUGCUAGCUCAGUCUCCAACUUUUCCAAGGGCUCAGAAGGGGCUUCGGAAUAUUGCCAUACAAACUUCUCCCAGCCUCAGGAAACACUUCCCGGUCUUUAAAAGGAAAAAGCUGACAGUAAGCAAAUCACUGACAGAAAUGCCAGCGGAGCCUGCAAACCCUAUCCAGGUAAAUGGCAAUCUUUGUGAAGCAGACAUUCUGUCCUCAGAGCUCUGCUACCUGAGGAUAAGUAAUCACUUGGAGGAUGGAUGCAGGAAUAGCGAGGUGGGCUUGGCUCAAAGGUCAUCAAAAGCACAAAGCAAUGGACCGAGGUACUCGGACGAUUUCUCAGCCUCAGACAAGACAACUGCGUCUACACAGGUGCCUGAAUACAUUCAUGUGAGUUUUCCACAGGACAGAAACGCUCCCCUGGAUGCACCAGACACAACCACAGUUUUGAGUCAUUCACUACACUCUCCUACCGUCAUCAACAGCAGCGAAAGUCAUGAAAACAGCACACUGUCAUCUGAUUCUGAAAGAGCAGAGCCCUGCCUAAGCAAUUCUGUGAGCUGCAGUGAAUGGAACCCCCAUUCUGCUGCUCGUGAAACGGAGAAAAGCGACCCUGAGCCGCCUGUAGCCAGUAGAGAUGCCAGCAGUAAGGAAAGCACUCCCCUGUCACCCCCAUCAAAUCACAGCUCAUCUCCUUGUUUCCUCAGAGACUGUCACCAGGCAGGAGAGCACAAGCCAGAUUCCAGCUGCGUGACGUUACCAAGUGAUGAUCACCCAACAGUGGCACUGGCCAGCAGUAACGCACCAAAACCACGGCUGCCAUGUAACACUGAAAUGGAGAAAAAUUCCACCCAGUCAGAUGUUUCCCAGUCCAACAGCUGUUUAGAAGGAUUUCACAUAAAGUCUUAUCCGCCAAGGAAUGAAAUAAACCCGCAAAGCAACAAAGAGAUUAACGAAAUAAAUCAAAUUCACUUGGCACAUGGCGAACUCUGUGCCCUACAAGGCAGGCUGCAGUCUGUAGAGGAAUCCUUGCAGUCAAACCAGGAGAAGAUUAAAGUCCUUUUGAAUGUAAUCCAAGACCUGGAAAAAUCCAGAGCCCUCAGUGAAGGGCGAAACUUCUACCACACUGGGCAGGACCUCAACAACUGCAGCACCUGUCAGAACACGGCGUGCAUCAUUUACAGUGUAGAAUAUGACUUCAGACAACAAGAAGGAAGAUUUCAUCAGAUUUUGAAAACACUGGACAAUGCAGAGCAAAAUCCAGCUCCAGCUUCACCUCAGAAGCCUCCACCUGAUCCUCCUGCUCCUGAGAAAAAGGAGUUAAGGAGAAAAACAAAAAAGGUGAAAAGAAAAUGCUUCUGGUGGAUUUGACUUCCUCAUGCAUCCUUUUACAUUUCAAAAGACACUAAAACAGAAAGAGCCUGAGAGCACACACCUGAAAAUGUGCUAUUAUGAAAUCAAAAAGGUUAAGAAUGUUUAAUUAGUGUACCUGAAAAAUCAAAAUAAUUGAAUUUAAUUAAAUCAGCUCACUGAAUAAAGGUGCAUGAAGAUACAAUUUUCAAGAAAAGGAAUUGUUUCUUUCAAAAGGAAGUUCUCAUUUUUUUCCAAGGACACUUUCAUAUGCUUUGUAAAGACCUUUUUUUCAACUUUCCAAAAAUAACAAGUUUUAAAUCUCUACUUUAAAAAACAAAGGUAGACAAAGCUGAGCAUGUCACAUGGCCUUCAUUUCCCAUUUAUAAGCAACAUGGACUAAAAGGGAAAAAACUUCAUCGAGCUUUGAACAAACCACAUCAUCAAGAACAAAUUCAGGGAAACCUAAAUUGUUCAAACAAAUCUCUCCUCAAAGGAGACAAUUAUAAUUAUUUCAUAUCCCCACUGAAAUAAUUUUGUUGCUGUCAUCUAAUAUUGAACAAACAAAAGAAUUUCAGCUUAAGUUUUAACUAUAUCCUUUUCUUUGUUCAUUAUAAAAAGCCACCAUUUAGAAGUUUCAGCCAUUUAAGGGACUUCUCUGGAAAGAAUUGGGGAGUUGUAAAACAAGAGAAGGUCACAGUAACUCUUGUCUUAAACCCCUGCUCAAGCAAGGUCAGUGAAUUUGAGUUGUGAGUAUCUCCAAAGACAAGAAUCCUCAGCUCCUUGGGAAAGGCUGUUCCAGGGUUUUUCCCUACCAUCUACUCUCAACCUCCAGCAUUCUGGUUUGUGUCCACUACACCUGGCUCUGUCCAACUACACCUGCAAGAAGAGCUCCAUGGAUGAUGAAUCCUCUCUCCUAAAUCUUCCAAAAGACUGAACAAACCCAAAUGUCAUUGUCUCAUCUCCCACACUGCAGCCACAGCCAUCCUGCUGCUGUCCCUGCACUCAGCUGAUGGAUUUCACACACCUGGAAGCCUAAAACUGGACACAGUCCCUCAGAGGCCAUCACACAAUUGCUGGAUAAAGAGGAAUAACUAUUUUGGCUACUGUCUAACUGAAUCAUUUGCCCAGUCCAUCCAUUUAAGACCUGUACUGCUGUACAAAAAUAUCCCAAUAUUUUUUUUCGCCUUAAGAUGUAAAUUAAUAUAUGAUGAAAAGUUGAACAUAAUAAUAAUAUUUAGUGAACUGAUCUGUAUUACACACACAAAAAAUAAUUAUAUACGCUGAAAAGGUUUUAUCAAAUAUCAAUGCAGCUACUUCUUUCCUCCAAAAAUACUCAAGUUACCAUUAGCACCAUUGGGUGUGCCAAUGGAAGCCAAUUUAUGAUUGGUGAUCCUAUUAUUUUAUUCAUGAAAACAUGGUCACCUUUCAUAUGGGGGGCAGGGGGGAAAAGGUUUUCCAAAGCAAGUUGAGUGGAAUGUACUACAGACCUUUUCUUAGAAGUGGCCCUGGUUCAGGGUAUUCUAUAGAUUAAACCCUGCAUCUUAUUUUUCUAAGUCAUCCUGUGUUAAUUGUGCAAUGUUAGUUUUAAAUGUCUGUACACUUUUUGUACACUUCUGUGUUCCUUGAAUUCUUAGGGUUAAUUGCACAUUUGAAAAUACAUUAAAAACAAUUUUGCACAGAAGAAUUUUGUCUGGAGAAACUAACUUCUUUAUAAAAAGAAUCUUUUAGAAGAAAGUAUGCAAUAUUCCAUGGCUUAAUUUAUCAAAAUUCUAAAGGACUGACACUUAAAACACAUUUCUAUGUUAAUUUCAGUUAGUACAGAAAUGACAGGAACAAAACUGUUGUUAUUUUAGAGGCUUUUUAGAAGGAAAUUAACUUUUUACUAACAUAUCUUUAGAUUCCUCCAGUGAGACAGAAAAGCUCUUCAAUAAUAGGUUGUGGUUAUAAAAAAGGUAAGAAUUAAAUGACUCCAUCAGAACACAUCACUAUGUUACACUCAAGUACAUGCACUGCUUGUGCUGCUGUGCCAACACCACUGAUUCCUUUUUGGCAUCAGUCUCUAUAAUUGAUGCAGUGAAGGAUUUAUUAGUGUAGAAGUUAUUCUUGUGUAUUAAAAUAACAUUUUAAGACCAAUAUCCUCUGUGGUAAAGUAUAAUAACAAGCAACACCAAGAGCUUUAACACUAGUAACAAAAGCAAGGGCUUUUUCUGUAUUGACUUUUUAUUAAGUUAUGAUACAAAAGUAACUUUUUUGCCUUUCUUUUUGUUGACAAGCACAAAAAGUGCUCAUUUUAAGCUAUCUGAUUUUGGGUUUACCCACAUUAUGCAUAUGACGCCUUCAAUUUAUUUUCAAAGAUAAUUUAAACAAACCACAGCACUUUGCUUCACCACAUAACACCAAUCAAUUCCUGUGUCAGGAGAACUAUGAAAACUCUUCAGUUUAAGAAAGUUCAACCAAAGGUAGUUAUAAGUAAGGCUCUAAGUCUUAUGACCUGAAGAAACAUCAAUACUCAUAAAAAUCUGAAAUACACUGAUUUAAGUGUUUACAGGUUUCAUAUUUUAAUGCCUGAGCUUGAUGGGAUUCAGAACCAUAGCCAAUUUUUAAUCCUUAAUCUCCCAGUCCCAAUUAGCUGUUGUUUUCCAGAUUCCUGACUCUGUGGAUUUUGAUUUUGCUCUCAGUCAGUAAAGUCUGGAUAUGAAAUUGUGUUUGUGCCUUUGCCCCUGGAGCAGCAGGGAAGGGCAGGAGGCUCUGGGCCAGCCAAGCCUCAGCCAAGCAGGAACAGCCACUUCUGUCCCUGCCUUCCCUCUGCCCAGAGUCUUCAAACUCACCCCCUUCAAGGACAGAAAAUAUGGAAUUCCAAUGCUGUGAAAGCAUUAUCCUUUCUACUGCAAGGAGUUUUUACCCCCAGUCAUUCCCAUGGUACUUGACACUCAAAAGGUUUUCUACAUCAAACUUGAGAGAACUUUGGAAAAAAAACAACUUUUGUCCCACUGAAAGGUGUUGGUGGGGAGUUGUCAGUCGUGGAUACAUCAAGAGCAGGAAAAGGGAAACGCUGUUUAGCUGCUGUUUUGUUUAGAUUUUAAAAUGUGCAUAUCUUAGCAAUAUAAAAUAAUUAAAAUUUAAAGCUUUGUGACACAUAAUUGGAGAAUCUUGGCUAUAUGAAAAUAUGAUAUGAAAGGGUUUAUGGGAAAUAUGAUAUUGGGGUUUUUAUUUUAGUAAUUAAUUAUUAAUUCCUAUAGGAAAGAAAAAAGUGCCAGAUACACACUACACAAUUUAUAAUGUGAAGAUUGGAACAACAGUAGAAAUUUGCAGACUGUUGGAAGAUAAAAGUAUUGGCUACAAAAAACUUCUCUGGUUUACAAAAUAACAGCAUAAUCACUAAAACUAGCUCCCAGAGCAGGAAAUAAAUGUUAGAAAUACAAACACAUUUUUAAAUAAAAUUGAAAAAUAACCAACAACUCCCCACAAGUUGUCAUAAAACCCUACCAAAAAAUCCAAAUCACAGCUACCUGCCAGCACUUGAUUAUGAAAAUACUGUGGGCUUCUGAGAAAUACAUAUUUAAAUGAUAUAUGCUAUAUAUAAAACAUUGCACAGAAUGCAGCAUAUUCCAAAAUUACUGUAUUUGAAACUGUUGUUUUAUGGAGUCAAACUGACUUUCUUUAAAAAUUAAAAAUGUAUGAAUAAAAUACUGAUUUGUCUCCUGUUACAGCAGUUCAUGUAGGGCUUCUGAUGGUUCUGUGCACUAUAAUAAUCCUGCCAGCAUAGACACACAACAUCUUCCUAAUGACACUCAAUAUCUAAUGUAUGUUUUGUAUAUUUCUAGGCCCUUUAAAUGUGAUGUUAUCUUUUGCAAUAAAACGAGAUAUUUUUAUUAGGUUUCAGGAAUGAAUUAAUAAUAAACAACAUUUAGAUUACAAAGGAAGGGAACAGCUGUUCUUUGGGAAAAGAAAAAAUAAAUGGAAAGCUAACAGGCAUGUCAUGGAAUCAUUCUUGCAGCAUUUCCAGGUACAGCAAGGAUGUCAAUUUGAAUAUCAAACAAAAGAGCUGCAGCUUUUAGCUAGACCAUGAGUGUAUUUGAACACAUCAAAUUCUCCAACCACUGCAGCUCUGUAAAUAGUUUCUGUGGUUGUUGUCUGCUCUAGAGUGGCUUUGCUUAGUAGAGCUCACAGAUUUCUUUUUGGCAAAGUUUUAUUUGUAGAAUAUUUGAUAUAAAUACUGCCUAAAAACAUUUCUGUGUAGCAUAGCUACACACUUAUUUCAUCAUGUUAAACUGAUAUUGUAAUCAAAAUCAAGUCCAGAAAUACUAAAGGAAACUUUUUAUGUGCAUAUAGUGGAUUUAUGAUAUUUCUAUUUACCUAUUCAAGCCAAGACUGAAAACAAGUAUUUUUGUGUUCUACAUGGUUUAUAAAUUUGACUUCUAUAGUUCCUGUAGCAGGACUUCAUUACAUGACAAUAACCUUUAACUAAAAGUUUAAAUCUCAUGAGGUAUUCAAGGUAAGGCUUGAGUAGCCAGUUUCAGACAAUAAACUUGACCCUCUUCAUGAAAGUGUAGAAGCCCUUCUACAACUACAAACAGCGAAGAUUUUGUGGGCUUUUAAGAGCAAAAACUACCAAGCAGCUGUUAAAGCCUUCAGCUGCUGAAACACCACAGUGAAGGCAAGAAUGGCAUUUAACUAAGUCUUCCCUGCAGUAGCAGCAGAGAGCCAAAUUACCUUUCCACCACCUCCUUCUCCUGGGGAGAUUAUUUCUUUCUGAGCCUGACUCUUCUCAGUAAUUACAUGAACACAGCUCCCAGCAGGCACUUACCAGCUAAGCCCAAGGCAGAACCCUCCCUUUCCCUUUUUCCCUUCAACUGGCAUCACAGCACAAAAGGAUCCAGGCAACUGUAAAGCCAGAUCUCUGCCAACAAGCUAGAAGAUUGUGAAAAGAACACCUGAAUAUGAAAAUUAACCUGCUUAACCCUGUCAGAAAGCAAAAAAUCCUCUCAGGUAAAUCAGAUCCAGUUAUCUGUCAGGUGCAAGGCAUUUCAACUUGCAAGCAAUUAUAGGUUUUGUAAAUUGUAACCAUUGUUCUUAUCAGCAUAAAUCAGUAUUAGCAUUACUUUCUAUAGCAUUUUCAAGUUAUACUAAAUUACACUGCAGAAGAUAAUAAAAAUAUUUGCAACAUUCACAAACAAGUAACAGACUUAAAAAUCUAGAGUAACCUUCUGUCCUUCUGGAAGUGAUAGAUUUGAAAUGUCACUUAUAUCUGUAUAACUUCAGCUACACAGACCAGCUGCAGAAAUUCCACAUGUCCCACCUGUACUUGCAGAAUUCACCAUAUUUUCAGCAAUUUGAGCUCAUCUAAGCAUUGUCCUGGACAUAAUUCUUGACUGUAGGCUUCAUUUUGAAAAGAUCAAGCAUUUGGGCUUUCACAGCGAGUUUGACCCUCUCAAAAGGGUUAAAACAAACCUGAAAAUCAACUUGGUGAACUAAAGUAGAACACAGAGCAUGGAAAAAGCUUCUUUUGCCAGUUAUUUCUGAAUAAAAAAGGACUUUUGCUCAUUAAAAACAAUUUAUUUGCUUAUAAAAGGCUACUCUGUUAAGAAGUAUUGCUUCAGCUGUAGAAAACAUAGCAAUUUAUUGGAAUUCUGCUUUGGAAAACCUCCAAAAUGCCCAAUAAACAAAUAUGUAGAGGUUCUCAUGAACAUAAUUAGAAGCAACUGAAGUGCAUUUCAAAAUUCACAGUGAAUUUGCUCUUUUCAGGUUAAAACAGCUGAAGAAAUUACAGUAGAUGGGAGGGGAAAGAAAAAAGAAGCAGAUUUUCUAAGCCAUUUCAAUUUACUGUAACAAGCUUGUUUCCUACUGGUUUCCUAAUGGAUCUUUUAUGCAGGAUUAAAACAGCUUCGUUUUGCCUUUUCAUGUGCUGUUUAUGGUAUCCAGAAAUAGUUCUUAACAGACUGCUUAGGUCAUGCACAGCACUCCUAUCACACUUUCUUUGUACAGAAAACACUUUCCAGCACUCCAGAGAACUGAAAGGGUCACUGGUCUUCAUUCCAAACCAUUCCCUGUUGUGACCAUGGAUGUGCCCGAGGGUUCAACAAGUGCAGCAACAGCCUGGAGUUCAAAACAGCUACAGAGAUGCCUCAAACUUGCAGAUGUACCACCAGGGAGUCCAAAGCAACCACUGGCAAAUAUUUCCUCUGGGGAACUCAAUUAGUCUCCUCAAUUAUUAGGAGCCUAAUCAUUAGGAGGCACACAUGCUCUGGCUGGCAAUGAUCUAAAACUGUUAUUUUCCAAUAGAAAUAAACAGGGAAACACAGGAUGUUUUUAAAGGCACACAAUGUACCUCUUGUGGCCAAAACCAUCAAGCAAAUGAUGCUAUGAUUUUGUAGAAUAAAAUAAAUCUCCGAAGACAAGCCAUUAAAAAGCAUCUUCCCAUAAGUGAACAGUCUGAAGGGCAAGCUCUGAAUACCCAGUACAUUCCCACAUAGUCUAAAUCCAGAGGAGUGCUCAGGUGAUAUGUACUUAAAUCUGAAUAGAUUGCAAAAUCUCAAUAUAACUCAAACAGAACCUUAAAUCAUGGAACCUCCACAAAAUAAAAUCUCAGGUGAGUGUUUAGUGCCAGAAUAUGCCCAGAUAUUUUUUUUUAGUUUUACUCAUACAAUUUCACUAUAGAUUAGUAGAAAUAUUCUUUUCAGUGCCUUAAACC